This is a messenger RNA of Owenia fusiformis, 2435 nucleotides long. The record is from the annotation of a GenBank genome assembly. NCBI's taxonomy places the organism in Eukaryota, Metazoa, Annelida, Polychaeta, Sabellida, Oweniidae.
GGGUCGUGCAGUCUUUCUGCUAUUGACUUUUGCAAUCUGCACCUACUUGGGUCAAGGUGAAAAUGAUGCAAGUGUUCAAAUUGGAAUGCUCGCCAGACAGCUGAUGCUACAACAGUUCUAUGUAGAGGAGAGAAUCCGUUCUGAUGGUCAUUCUGGUGUCAAGCAAACUCGUUACAUGGCAACUGGGACAAAAUCGUACUACUCCAACACCCAUGUGCACACUGGGGGUGUAGCAGCGAUUCAUGAACAUGCAAACAAUAAGCGUACUGUAGGAAUGGGAGAAUUCACUGCUGUUAUGAAUGGUGUUGAAUUCAGGACACGACAUAAUGAUUACAGUCUGAGGAUGCCUAGUCCAAACUCAACUGAUUAUAACGAUAAUGUGGACAUUCCAUUUCCCAAGGUUCCUCCCGCUGUUUUAUCUAAACCUGAUAUUGAAUCCCAAAGUGAGGAGCUCCGUGAAUGGUUCAAGGCAUGGAGAGAUGACGACUUUUCGGUGAGAGACUUCCGUCCAUACUUCAAACCAGUUUUAUGCUACUUAGAGGGAGGAUGGACAACAUCAACAAGCGAUAAAAUUGAUGAGCCAUUUAAAAGUGACCGCCAUUUCAUUGACGCCACAAUAUGGAGUGAACUGAUGGAGAAAGUAAUGUAUACAUCCUACACUGGUUCUAAAAGCCGUUUGGAAAAUCUUGCCUAUCUUCCAGUUAAAAUCAUGAAUUUUGCAAAUGACACUACUCCGAUCUUUGCACAAUGGAACUAUCGUAUAAUGUGUCAUCCAAUCAAAAGACAUGUCCCUUUGCAUGCCUUCCACUUGGUUGACGACAUCAAAACCAGAAAGAUGCGACAGGAAACAACUGAGAAACUUUCCAUGUCCAGGAAAGCCAGGUUUCAAAUCAACCAUAUACUGAGUAACAAAAAAGACUACCAGGAUGGAGGUUCUAAAAGAUCAACACUCCUUGAUGAGCUAAUGUAUGAGGUUCCUGGUAAAGAAAACUACCGUGGUACUAUAAAGGAUACAACUCUGGAUGGUAAUAUUGUCAAACGAGAGGAUGGAUCAACGCUGAAUGCAGCCUACUAUCAUCGAUUCUUCAAAGUAGCUGAGAAAGAUGCUAUGGGAGAGGCUCUCCAUCGACGAGGAUUUUCUGAUGAUAAUCUAUUCAUGGCAAAAACAACGCAACCAAAGAUUGCAUCCAUGGAACAAACUGUAUGUAGAAGGCGCAAAUGUGUGACUGAAACGUCAAGGUGGACAUAUGCUUUUCCAUUGGAGAUAAUAUACCUUACACCCCUCAACUCAUGGAAUCCCUACAAACUUGAAUACAAAGGAGACGCAAAGUCAGAAGCUGGCAUGACUGUCACAGCUGGGAAAAGAAAUGGAGCACUAAAUGAAGCUAAGGCAUAUAAUGGUACCAACCGAAAACUCUAUUACAUCACACCAAAUGAGUUUUUCCAGAAUACACAGAUUGAGAAAACGAAUGCAGAUACAGCUCGAGGGAGUGUUGGGGUUUUAGAUGGUAAUGGUGUUAUGAGAAAAGUGAAGGCAGCUGGUACAAGAAUCUUUUUCCCAGAAAUCCCUGAUGUUGGCCGUCUACGACAACGCUACCCCAUAAUGCCCAUCCAUGCUGAGGGAAGCACCAUCUAUAAGAACCUUGAAGCACUAACUGACAUUGUCAUGGAUCUUCAAGAUAACAUGGAACUACUGAGAAAACCACUCAUUAAUGAACCAUCUACACAUCCCAAAUAUGAAGGCAUUACUCUUGGACUCACAACAGCGACCAAAAAUAUCGGGCCCCAUGUUCAUAGUGUUGAACUGACAGCUAAAGAUGUGGAAGAUACAAUGAAUGGUAAACGAAUCAUUAAAGAUACAAGUGAGGCUGCAGGGCACACACAUCGGUUGAAGAUUGUGUAUAAAGGAGGCAAGUGGCUGGCAGUGAGGUGUGACAAUAAAGCUAUAUGUUGGGAUGGCCAUGGAAAAGAGCUUGAAGUCAUUGAAUAAUUGCUCUUUAGCAUAAGCAGACAGGACAAUCAGAGACUAAAUGCAAGACUACAUACAAUAUACUAGGUACAGUUUCACAUGUCCAAAGGUUCCUUCUUAAAUACCAUACUGUGGCUACUGGCCACAUAACCUUAUGAAAAUCAUAGGCUUCCCUAGAAAACCAAUGGUAAACCCAAUUAACUUACCAACCAACCAACCAACCAAUCAACCAACCAAUCAAUCAACCAACCAACCAACCAACCAACCAAUCAAUCAAUCAAUUUGGAAACUGGAUGAUGAAAUGUAUAUACAACUUCAAAGGACAUUUCAUGAGACAUUUCUAUAUGUAUUUUACUAAUGUUUUGCAUGAAUAUUUGGACAUUCAUUUGUUUAUUUCAUUUAUACAACCUUGAAUUAAUAUUUAAAAUUAAUUCAUAUUGUAUUCCUAUUUGCGAUUAUAAAAUAA